UGGCCGUCGUGGCGCUGCCCACGCACGUGGGGAGCGUGUCGAGAUGACGGCCCGCUCGUGUCAGAAUCCCUCCCUGCGGCUCCGCCGAGGCCGGCGCUGCGCGCCUGGGGGGGGCGCCCCGCAGCCCAGCCCCGAAUGCAGGCGGCCUGGUCGCUGCCUCCCAGCGCGUGGUGGCGCCCGCCCAGCUGUGGUACCGCAAGCUGGAAGGACUGGCGGGUCCUCCGGUGCUGCGCAGGCGGGCGGCGAGGCCCUGAGGGAAGGAGCUGUGGCGCGCGAGUUCCCAGGAGCUUUCCGCCCGGAGCCGUCACCGACCACCGCCCUGACAGGGGCCCCCGCGGCCAUUCCCAGAGCUGUGCCCGUUCACCCCUUAGCCGCAGGGCGAUGGUCCCGAGCAUCCCUGCCCUGCACUUUUCUGCGGGGCCUCUAAGUCCAGAUGAGAGAGGGUCACGAAAGCCCGCUGUGAACUGCAAAGCCUUGUACAGCUGUGACAGAUCAAAAUGACGCGCUUUCCCUCGGUUGAAGAAUUGGCCCUCCAAUCAAUGAUUAGUUCCCGAAGAGGGGAUGUGAUGCCGCCUUCUCAGCCUGCACCGCAACAGUCCCAUGAUAUGUUGGUGCAUGUAGACAAUGAAGUGUCAAUCAACCAAACUGCACUGGAGUUGAGCACAAGGAGCCACGUGCCAGAAGAGGAGGAAGAGGAGGAGGAGGAAUCAGAUUCCUGAAGGGGAAGAAGAGCCAGGGUGAAAUGCACGUGUGAACAGACAGGCAUGGGAAGGAGGCCCGAAAGCAACAUGGCACACCACGCGGCAGGGGGCUCGCUUUUUGCUGCUUCCCAAACGCUUAGACGCCAGCCGCGUGGGUUGGUGUGCUGGGCUGGUUAAGGCCAAUGGUGGAGCAGAGCCAACCUGCAAAAUCCACUUCCUCGGCAUCAGAUCUCUUGAUAAAAGCGUGAACCUGCAUGUGAGGAAACAGAAAGUGGUGUUCAAAGACCACCAAGAAGGAAAAUUCAAGAGUCCUGGGUCCAGAGAUUGUGCUGCCCUUAGAAGGAGCUCCUGGGGCCUGCCCUUGAGCAGCACUGGGGACCAGGACAGCAGGGCCAGCUGCAGGCCAAAAGACCCCCGCUCUGCCGGGUCCACCAGCUGCGAGGCCUUGGGCCACUCACUUCCCUGAGCCUGCUCUCUCCCGCUAUUAAACGGGCAGGGAGCUCUGCCUGCAGUGCCUCCCAGGGCUGGUAGAAGGAACAGAGGAACUGAUGAACUUGAAAGUGGGUGUUACACCAAAAAGGCUUUACAAACCUUGUAAGCUCAGAAAUUCACAGUAUUACUUCCCUGCUCCUUGCCCUACACCACCACCAAACAAGAUGUGGCAAGUGGAGAGUGGCUUGGGGAGAGUCCUGAAUGUAAGGUGAGCCAGUCAGUAGAAAAGGGCCCUGUCCCCAUGAAGGGCUGGGAUGGCCCUUUCUUUCCCUGGACUCCCUGGGGCUGCAGGGUCAUCCCAGCUUUCCCUUUACAUUGAUGGGAGGAUGGAGGAGACUGACAUUUGGUGUCCUGCAGCCCCAGGGUCAGCUGCAUGGCAGUGGUCAAGUCAGAGCAAGGAAUGGGCUCAGGAAGUACUGGACGGACGUGUGACGGGAGGAGAACAAAUGAAUAAACAGGUGGUGUACAAGUCUGAAAUAA
Equus caballus (horse) is the source of this 1673-nucleotide messenger RNA. NCBI's taxonomy places the organism in Eukaryota, Metazoa, Chordata, Mammalia, Perissodactyla, Equidae. The record is from RefSeq and is a predicted model, not a curated record.